AUGUUGUUAUUUCUAGUAUUUAUCUUGGUGGUUUCCCAGGUGGUGUUGCUUCUUUUGUCUCCCCAGUUUAGAGACAAGUUUAUAUUCAGAUGGUACUAUGAUGAAGUGUACAAGCCCAUGAUACUGGACAAUAGCAGGUAUCGAAUCAAGUUUUAUGUUGUUCCUGUCUUUUACCUGUCUGUUUACAGUUAUAUGGUGUACAUUUUUUACUCAAGAACAUUCGCAAUUAUUAGUCCAAUGCUGACAUCAAUUGAAACAUAUGUGGUAAUACCAUUAAUGCUGAUUUUACCGCUCUUUUUUGGAUCCAUGUCAAUGAUAAUAAAGCCAGAUUCAUCGAAUGCCCAUCAAAUUGGAAGUGAGAAAAGAUAUCCAUACGAUAACUUAUUAUACUUCCCACAACAUGAAUGCCGAACUUGCAAACAGGUGAAACCUGCCAGGUCAAAACAUUGUACAGUAUGUAAUAGUUGCAUAUACCUGGCAGAUCAUCAUUGUGUAUGGAUUAAUAAUUGUGUUGGUAUGGGGAACUACAUGUACUUUUACUCAUUCCUGUGUUCAAAUCUUUUGCUUUUGAGUUACAGUUUCAUUAGACUCAUAUUUAUUCAAUUUAACAAGUCUGCUUACAACACAACACCCACUGGGGAGAAAUCUUUGCUGAUAUUAUCAAUUUUAUGUGGCUCAUUUACUGUAAUACUGGCUGUAUACUGUUAUUUCGUGUUUGAAUUAGUGAAUAGUGGCAUGACUACCAAUGAAAAGGAUAAGUGGCAGAUGGUCCAUGAUUAUAUAAAUACCGGAGACUUAGUGAGGGACCCAGAAGGAAAAUACUUCAUUAAAUACCAAAAUGGUGGAAAUAAUUAUGAGUUUUACAGUACGGAUUCUUAUGAUGGCACUCAGUAUACAAUUGUCGAUUACUUUACAGUGAAGUCACCAGCGGAAAUCACGAAUAUUUACGAUAAGGGCAACUUCAUUAAUAAUCUGAGAGAGUUCAUCGGGUAG
Messenger RNA from Nakaseomyces glabratus, 993 nucleotides. It is a transcript of the gene SWF1, whose product is annotated as palmitoyltransferase SWF1. NCBI's taxonomy places the organism in Eukaryota, Fungi, Ascomycota, Saccharomycetes, Saccharomycetales, Saccharomycetaceae. The record is from RefSeq and is a predicted model, not a curated record. Gene Ontology annotation, cellular component: endoplasmic reticulum; Golgi apparatus. Gene Ontology annotation, molecular function: protein-cysteine S-palmitoyltransferase activity. Gene Ontology annotation, biological process: protein targeting to membrane; peptidyl-L-cysteine S-palmitoylation.